AUGAAAGUGCUGCUAGAGUCGGGAACAGAUGCCGGCGCAUGGGAUCUAUGGGGUAUAACACCUUUCGAGAAUGCCAUAUGGCAUGGGAGUGACGAAUUGAUUAUGGCAUUUGUUGAUUGUGGGAAAAGCGAGGUCUUCAAUGCCACAAACGUAAGGGGUAAGACGCGUCUGAUGAUAGCUUAUGAGCUGGGAAGAACAGCAUUGGUCAGGGAUAUGACAGACUCUGGAUCUUGUGACGUCAACAUUCAAGACAGCAUUGGAAGAACCGCUUUAGUUUACAGCGUGUUAUUCGAAGAGGCAGAAAUUGUGCAAGCCUUGUUGGAGCUCCCCGCGACCGCUGCAGAUAUCCCAGAUAAGAAUGGAGAAACUCCGUUGACAUGGGCUGCGCAAUUGGGGCGUGGCAAUAUCCUGCAGCAACUGAUCGAAUCGGGCAAAGUUAAUAUCAAAGAUAUCGACAAAUUCGGAAGAACAGCCUUGCAUCGAGCUGCAGAAAGCGAUAAAUAUGAUACCGCAAAUAUAUUACUUCUUGACUCUGCAGAUGCAGACAUUCCAGACUUUCAGGGGUGGACACCGCUGAUGAUAGCAGCCGGGAACGGAUAUGUACACAUACUCCAUAGGCUUCUGGCCACCGAAAUGGUUAAUGUGAACCGGAGGAAUCAACAUGGAACAACAGCAUUGUUCAAUGCCACUAACCGUGGUUGGCCAAAUGCUGUUCAAGUGUUACUCGAUGCCUCCGCAGAUGCAAAUAUACCCGACAAUGAAGGCUGCACCCCUCUCAUGAUAGCGGCGCUCGAGGGAGAUACAGAAAUUGCCUCCAUGCUUCUGCAGUCGGGGAAUGCUGACCCUAAUAGGGUCGACGAAGAAGGAAGAGACGCCAUGUGGUACGCGGAUUUGAGGAAUAACACAGAAAUCAUGGAGUUGCUCCAGAACCAUAUGGGACAUAUCUCAUCCGACUAG
Messenger RNA from Aspergillus luchuensis, 957 nucleotides. Its product is annotated as ankyrin repeat domain-containing protein. Gene Ontology annotation, molecular function: RNA binding; protein binding; RNA nuclease activity. Bases 1 to 957 code for a protein of 318 amino acids. The record is from RefSeq and is a predicted model, not a curated record. Gene Ontology annotation, biological process: RNA processing. The transcript is spliced from 2 exons. Lineage: Eukaryota; Fungi; Ascomycota; Eurotiomycetes; Eurotiales; Aspergillaceae.